CUUCGUCCGACAGCGAUGACCAGCUCCACGAUUUACAGAAUGAAGCAUACCGAUAACACUUCCAGCAAUCAGGCCGAAGAUGGUAUUCCAGCAGGACACGCCUCAACCCGCACGAUGUCGGAAGAAUCGACGUACGACAGUGCCGCCUCCGAGUACUAUCUCGCACUCAGCUACAAUGGGUACGAUUUCUUCCGGUGCGUCGUUGAGAUAGCGCUCAGUGUCUCAUUCCUCGCAUCGAAUAGUAAUCUGCUAAGGCUUCUGGUUAGCUUUAAGGAGACGGAAUCGUUCAUAGCGAGCGAAGUGCUGGUAACUAUUUCGAUCGUAUUGCAGAUUUUGGUCGCUAUUUCCAUCGUAACGAUCACGCAAGUUAAUGAUCCCAGUCGAUACGCAAAGAUGAAAGCAUUCGCCGUGACGGGUGCAAUCAUCAUUUCGCUCGUAAAUCUUUUGAUUCCUUUCAUGAUCAACGUGGAACACUCGCGAAUCGAUUUUGGCGAGCUGUAUCGACGCUUUGCUGAUCAACAAGGACAAAAUAGUAUUUAG
Molecule: messenger RNA, 540 nt
Organism: Anopheles maculipalpis
Lineage: Eukaryota; Metazoa; Arthropoda; Insecta; Diptera; Culicidae
Exons: 2
Coding region: 16-540 (174 amino acids)
Biological process (GO): tissue regeneration; cell adhesion
Cellular component (GO): membrane
Source: RefSeq, a predicted model, not a curated record